Molecule: messenger RNA, 948 nt
Organism: Penicillium angulare
Lineage: Eukaryota; Fungi; Ascomycota; Eurotiomycetes; Eurotiales; Aspergillaceae
Product: DUF3431 domain-containing protein
Exons: 3
Coding region: 1-948 (315 amino acids)
Source: RefSeq, a predicted model, not a curated record
AUGAGGUUGUCACUCCGAGUCGGUUUAGCUACCGCGCUGAUCAUUUUCACACUCGCCCUGAUCAACCGGCAACUCCACUCAGUUGGCCGCGACCCUCAAUCGUUCUGGCAUUUUGAUACCACCUCGUUCCGCGCCGCUCUUCGUCCACAGUCCGGAUUGUCACAGGAUCCCUUGCACCGAAAAUGGGGAAGUGGAACCAGACACGAGAGUGGCUUGUCGUUCCGGCUUACCAACAUCGAAGUUCCAAAUGAGGGCGUUUUGGUUAUGGGCAAAUUGCGCGACGAAGAUACCGCAUGGGCCUCUGCCGAACUCGCUGAAUGGCGCAAUUACAUUUACACCGUCGACGAUACCAAUGCCCCGACGCAUACUCCGAAAAACAAAGGUCGCGAAGCUUUGCCUUAUCUCCAAUACAUUGUCGAUCACUACGAUGAUCUCCCCGCAAUCAUUGUUUUCUUGCACCCUCAUCGCGACGGCUGGCCAGCCGGCUGGCACACCGAUACCCAGGACAACAGCAAUGUGGAUUCCGUGCGGGCCCUUCAACGCGACUUUGUCCAAGAACAGGGCUUCGUUAACCUCCGCUGUCAAUUGAACCCCGGUUGCCCAGAAGAGAUUCGACCUUUCCGAUCACCCCCGAAGCCAGGCGACACCGGUGAAAAACAUUAUGCCGCUGCCUGGAAAGAAUUGUUCGGCAACAACAAUGUUCCUGAUACUAUCGCGGCUCCAUGCUGCUCGCAAUUCGCCGUCUCUAGGGACCAAGUGCUGAAACGCCCGCUUUCCGAUUACAAGCGCAUGUACAACUGGGUCCUGAAUAACGACUUGGCUGAUACAGUGACCUCCAACAUUAUGGAGUACUCAUGGCACAUCAUUUUCGGACAAGCGCCAGUCUUCUGCCCCGAUACCUUCCAGUGCUAUGCUGACGUCUACGGCGAGGAAGUCUUCGCCAUUUAA